AUGGAGGGCCAGUGGCGGUCGGAGAUCCCCGAGGACAUGCGCAAAAAGAUGAUCACUGAAAUGUAUCACGAACUCGCGCGCAUCUCGGGCGAAGUGGACAAGCAGAAAGUAUGGGGAUCAGCAGCUAAGUUCGAGUUGAUGCUGUGGUCCAGCAGCCCCGACCGGAACUCGUACUUGAUGAAGAUGCAGAGGAAGAUCAUGAGUCUCAAGAAGAAGCAAGGAGCUGGUGAGAUUCAGCAGGCCAACAUGAUGCCCAAUGCCACCAACGCAGUGACGUCUAAUGCUGUGAACGCUACAGCAAGCGGCAUGGCGGGCGGGCUCAACGUGAACUUGAACCCGGCCAUGAACGCACAGCAGUUUCAGAAAAGUCAUGCGGCAGCUAGCCAGGCAAUGAGCAAUUUUCAGCAGGCACAGGCACAGGCACAGGCACAGGCCCAAGCCCAAGCCCAAGCCCAAGCUCAAGCUCAAGCUCAAGCUCAAGCACAGGCUCAAGCUCAGGCCCAAGCCCAAGCUCAAGCUCAAGCCCAAGCUCAAGCCCAAGCUCAAGCCCAAGCUCAGGCGCAAAUUCAGCAACAAAACGCCGCUGCACUAGCUGCGACUGCAAACGUCGAUGUCUCGGCUGUUUUCAACUCGGGAGUCACCACUGGGCUGAAUGCACUUAGCGCUGCUCCAACGACGAAUACGACGCCCGCGGGAAACAUGGCUACGCCACCCCAGCAACAGGCGCAGCAGUGGCUACAACGCAUCCAAGUACAAUUUCAAGCCCAGCAGCGGCAGCUGUUGCACACUCAGAACCAGGAGACGCAGCAGCUCCGCCAGCAGCAUAUGAACCAGCAACAGCAGCUAUCUCAGCAGCAGCAACAACAAGGUGUCGCCCCUGACCUGCGUCGUCAGCAACUACAAACGUUGCAGCAACAGCAUCAACUUGCACGCACUCGACUUCAGCAUUUGCACAAGAGCAAGCAACAGCAAUUGCAGCGUAAGCAACAGCAGUACCUGAUGCAGAAGCAGCAUCAGCUUCAGCAGCAAGGCUCGAUCGCAGCUACCACAGCUGCUGUCGCCACGAGUGGUGCUUCUCCAGCAGCUAUGAUAGCUGCUACGCAAGAUGGUGUUUCACCAGCUUCGGUGUCUCUUUCUAACGCGACAAUGGCGCAGACAACUCCUGCAACGGUCCCAGCCACUCAAACGCCACCAACACUUUCCGCUGCUCAGCGAGGAGUGAAGACAGAGCGGCUUGUGGCUGCACACUCCCAACAAGCAGCGAUGCGCGAGAUGCAGCGUGCCCGAAACACGACUCAGAUGCACGCGGAUAACGCACUGAAGCACCAGCUACCCAGUAGCAGUACGGCGGCAGCAGCAUCGUCAACACCCGAUACGACAGCCAAUGCAUCGACCACACCAGCGAUGUCUAGCAACACGACCCAGACAUACGUGGAGAGACUAAAAGAGAUGAAACAGAAGUACUGGGACGAUCUGGUGAUCGUGUAUCGCGAGUUCGAGCGCAUGGUGAAGCAAAAACCUGCGAACCAGCAGCAAGAGCGCAUUCACACCUUCUUGGUAAACUUGAAGCGCAUUAUAGCACUUUUACAGCAGGAUCCAGCAAAGGUCACAAGCAACAACAAGAACGACUUGGAUCGUGUUGAGGCACACAUUCAUAAGCAAGUGCUUCCUAUUUUGGAACGUUUGAAGACGAAAACCCACGCUGCUGCGGCAGCGACCAGCACCAGUGGUGCGAUGGCAGCUCACCAAGAGCAGUUGAAGAAUAACCAGGAAGCCCAGCGGCUCGCGCAGCUCCAUGAGCAGCAAAAGAGGAUGCAAGAACAACAAAAGGCCGAGGCGGAGCACAAGCUUCUGGAGGAGCAGAAGAAGAAGUUGCAGCUUGAGACUGCAGCAGCCGCUGCUGCCGCGAAGAAACAAGAAGUGCUGGAAGAACAGCGCAAACAAAAGCAGAAGCAGCUUCAGGCUCAACACGCUCAACAACAAGCUCUUCUACAGCAACAGCAACAGCAGCGGCAACAGUUAUUGGCUCAACAGCAGGCGCACUUGAAGGCUCAGAAUCAAGCGCGUCUGAACGCGCAGCAACAUGCUACAGCAGCGCCUGGAGCAACGGGGGUGACAUCUGCUACUGCAGCAACAGCAGGUAAUGACCACGCCGCCACAAGCACGCAUAACGAGAGUGGUGGUCCCCCUACGACUUCAGAGGCUACUCACAAGACUCCGGUCGAGGCAUCGGUCCGCUUGUCUUCUGCAGGAACGAAUGCUUCGACCAGUGUAGCGUCAUUGACGCCCGCGCAGUACCAGACAUUCAAGCUCCCAGAAGCACGCAAGCACCAGCUGACAGCACAGCACGCCAAGCUGCGUGAGCAGCAGCAGGAGCUGAUCAUGCAGCAGAGCGAAGCCAAGAUACCGUCGCACCAGGCGAAACUUGCACAUCAGGCCCAGCGCCUAGCGCAAAUGAUCAACAAAAUUUCUCAGCAACUAGUGCAGUGCAAGUUGGCUGAGGAAUACGAGCAGUCUAAGAACAUGAGUAUGGCUACAACAAUAUCGCAACCAUCGCCAUCGGUGGUUUCUGCGGCUACGCCUGCUGCGCUCGACAAAAGCGCGACGAUGAAGACCGAGACACCCACUUCAACUGCUGCUUCACCAGCUGCAAACGUCAUUGCCGCAUCAGCCGGUGGUGUGGUGGCACCAGCUACCGCGACUGGUGCCGUGAAGGACGAGCCCUCCGCUGCAACUGUCGUUGUCACUCCGCACGAGACGCCCACAAAGGCAAACGACAAUUUCAAAUCAGUGCUACCCGACAUGACAGGACUGGGUGCUUCCGAAAAGCUUUUGACUGCCGUAGCUGCCUACGAGAAGCACAAACCCGAUGUUUUGAAGCGCGGCGCGUUGCGAUUCUCACGCAUUGCCGUAGCAAUUGGUGCCAAGCUCAACACGUCCUACGUGACAUAA
Molecule: messenger RNA, 2952 nt
Organism: Hyaloperonospora brassicae
Lineage: Eukaryota; Oomycota; Peronosporomycetes; Peronosporales; Peronosporaceae
Source: the annotation of a GenBank genome assembly